Messenger RNA from Sinocyclocheilus rhinocerous, 319 nucleotides. Its product is annotated as proteasome subunit beta type-9-like. Gene Ontology annotation, molecular function: threonine-type endopeptidase activity. Gene Ontology annotation, cellular component: cytoplasm; proteasome core complex. The record is from RefSeq and is a predicted model, not a curated record. Lineage: Eukaryota; Metazoa; Chordata; Actinopteri; Cypriniformes; Cyprinidae. The transcript has 2 exons. The annotation marks the transcript as partial.
GUGUAUGCGACACUGAAUGGUUUGCUGUCCAGGCAGCCUUUUGCUAUUGGUGGCUCUGGGAGUUUUUACAUUAAUGGGUUUGUUGACGCAGAAUACCGAAAAAACAUGACAAAGAGAGAAAGCCAAGAGUUUGUAGUUAACGCUCUAACUCUGGCGAUGGGUCGGGAUGGCUCAAGUGGAGGCGUUGCAUAUGUUGUUACCAUUGAUAAAGAUGGAGCAGAAGAGAAGUGCGUCUUAGGAAAUGAACUGCCCAAAUUUUUUGAUGAGUGAAUUAAAGGACUUUACUUCGAUAUUAUGAAGAUUUCCAUGUAUAUUUGUA